Naegleria fowleri is the source of this 1215-nucleotide messenger RNA. RefSeq lists its product as uncharacterized. Gene Ontology annotation, molecular function: ATP binding; AMP kinase activity. Gene Ontology annotation, biological process: nucleobase-containing compound metabolic process. The transcript has 2 exons. The record is from RefSeq and is a predicted model, not a curated record. NCBI's taxonomy places the organism in Eukaryota, Heterolobosea, Eutetramitea, Acrasida, Naegleriidae. Bases 1 to 1215 code for a protein of 404 amino acids. Gene Ontology annotation, cellular component: cytoplasm.
AUGAUAAAGAAGCUCCUGCUUUCGGGCCAUCAUCAAGGAAGCACAAUAUUGUGUGGUUCAUCAACAAGACUAUCAUCAACAACACCAUCAUUAAUUUUAUUCAAUCAAUGUUGCACCAUCAACAAGUCGAGGCAAUUUCACUACGGAAGAAUAGUCUUUACUCAGUCAUCUUCAGAGGAUGAUCAAUCUUCAGCCCAUCCUUUCCGUUUCUUACAAAGAGGAUUGAAAUUAGCUUCUCCUAAACUGAUAAUCUUGAUGGGCCCUCCUGGAGCCGGCAAAGGAACACAGUCUCGUCUCAUUACUGCUGAGUGUCCUUCUUAUCAUAUCAUCUCUGCGGGUGAUACACUCAGAGAGGAGAGCCAGACCAAUCCUCAACUUAAAGAAUUGCUCGCAAGUGGAAAAUUGGCCCCUGAGGAAGAAACAGCCAAAUAUCUCUUGAAGAAAAUGAAUAGUAUUUACAAGGAAUAUUAUGAAAAAUAUGUAACAUCAGUGACAACACCAUCUACUUCUGGUCACGUUGAUAAGGAAGCAGCAGCAACAAUACCAUCAACAACAACAGAUUCUGCAUCUUCAACAGAUCAACAAAAUUUACCAACCAAGGACGGAUCAACAGAAUUGCCUUCAGCAACAACUGUUGAACAACACGUUCCCUCUCCUAAUUUCAUUCUUGAGGGCUAUCCUCGUAAUAUCGUUCAAACCAAACAGUUUUUGACCUGGUUCACAGGUGGAGACAUUCAUUUCUCUAAACAUCAUACCAUCAUUCUUCAUUUAUUGGUUGAUAAGGAAUGUAUUAAGGAAAGAUUGAGAGGAAGACUUAUUCAUGACAAAAGUGGACGUACUUAUCAUGUUGAAUUUAGAAAACCAAAGGUGGACUCACUAGAUGACGCAACAGGAGAACCUCUUUCAAAGAGAGACGACGACUUGAACGACGAAGCCAUUGCAAACCGAAUGGAAACCUACAAAUCUCAAACAUUACCCACUUUGGAAUUGUUGAUUGACAAUGAAUUUGAAGUUGUCGACGUUACUGCUAUUGAGCAAGAUAUUGAGAAGGUGAGAUCUAAAUUAUUUCGCAACUUGAUCGAAAGAGGUUAUUUACCAAAACCAAAAACCAGCUCCAGUAGUACUAGUGCUGGAGGAACCACUCCUGCCUCUCCACAACACAAUACAACAACAACAUCCUCAAGCGGAACAACAACCAGUGGUCAAAGUACAUAA